This is a messenger RNA of Ectocarpus sp. CCAP 1310/34, 2793 nucleotides long. NCBI's taxonomy places the organism in Eukaryota, Phaeophyceae, Ectocarpales, Ectocarpaceae. The record is from the annotation of a GenBank genome assembly.
AUGCCACGUCGUGUCCGUGCCCUUGUGGAAGAACUUCGGUCCAUGCCGUCCCGACGGGGAAUGGUAGACUUCAAGAUGCUUGUCCCUCUGGGAUUGACAGCGCUCGUCCUCUCGACGGCGAGCGAAGCAUUCUUCACCUCGGCAGGACGCCUGCGCGCGUCGUCUCAACGCCACCUGCUAUUGCCGUCUUGCGCAGGGCGGCAUAGGGGAGCGGCCCUUGACACGGUAGCCAAGAUGGCAAACGUAACAGUCGGCGAUUGUGUCGACCCGAUGCUGCCGUGUGCGUCGCGUGUAGCCUUGCCGAACGCGUUGCAGACUCGCGGGGGAACCAUCAGCAGCAGCAGCAGCAACAGUAGCGUCGUCGCUGAGGACAAGGGCAGAUCGGCGAGGCGGCGGUUAUCCGUAGUAUGGGGGCGGUACCUAGGCGCCCUCAACGACCAACCGUUGCUGACCAAGGCUCUCUCUUCGGGAGUUGUGUCGGGGACGGCUAACAUCAUCGAGCAGACGCUCAGCGCCGCGAAAUUUAAUUGGGAAGGUUGGGUGGUGUUCUCCCUGACCGGGAUCGUCUUCAAGGGGAUGUUCCUGCACUACUGGUACAACAUCCUUGAUAGGUUAGGAAACGCGAAGGCGGUGACGUCGAGAGUGCCGGGGAAAUGGGGGCGCGUGUCAUUCCAGGUGUUGGUGGACACGAUCAUCGGGGCGACGCUCCUGAACUGUGGCUACUUCGCGGUGCACGAGAUAUUCUCGUCGAUAACGACGGGGAGACUCUUCCCGCUGCCGGGGCUGGGGUUGCGCAUCGUGGAAAAGAUUGCAAGCAGGUAUUCCGUGAUGAUGGUCGCCAACUGCAGAGUCUGGCCGCCGGUGGUGUUCUUGAACUUCGCUUUCGUGCCCCCUGACCUUAGGGUCCUGGUCUCCAAUUUUGUCGCGGUGUUUUGGGGGUAUUUGUUGUCGAAGUGGUGUAGAUAGAGGGUGAGCUUGCGGUUCUGGAGUGAUGGAAGGCCUCCAGGCUUGCUACAACGUAAAGGCGAUCGGUCAAUUUACCAUGACCGAAGUCCCUCGAAUGCCUUGGGGUCCUCUUUCUGCUCCGUUUUUUUCGGGCUCUUGUCCUCCUCGUGCGGACCCUGCCGUGCAGGUCGCCGGCCCGCCGGCGAGUCGUGGUGGCGCGCGGUUUCCGAUUGGUCAAAUAAUCCUUGCGGCGCAGUUUUUUCGACCAAUCAGAGACUGCGUGCCACCGCAGGAGGAGCGCAUAGUAGCCAAAGGACGACUGGGGCCAUCCUGACGCGGCUGCGAGUUGAUGGAAAGGAAGAUGUGGGGGCGUUGGCAAUGCUCACCCGCGUAACAAAGAAAAAGAGAGUUCUGUAUCACUUGGCAAGUUGGGGGGUGCUGUGCCUUGUUGUGUUUGUUCGUUUUCCUUCCCGUGGUGACACGACACGUGUCGCGUUGAGAGAAAGGUGGCACGCACUUGUCUGGUUGGUCAACAAUCACUGCAACGCCAUGCUUUUACCAAUCGGAAAACCGCGUGCCACCGUAGGAAGAGCGCAUAGGAGCCAAUGAUCGAAUGGGGCAGUCUGACGUGGUUGCGAGUUGAUGUAAAGGAAAUUGUGGGGGCGUUGGCAGACACUCCGUAAUAAAGAACAAAAUGUAUCACUUGCAAGUUGGGGGGUGGUGUGCCUUGUUGUGUGUCUUCGUUUUCAUUUCCGUGACCCCAACAUUUGUCCCGCUGUACCCUUCGUGUUGAUAUAUAUUUUGACGGAGCGCCGUGCGCAUUUUUGAGUUUGUUCUGAAAAUGCUCGCCAGUUGUUUUACCAGUUUUGUGUAAACGCAGUUUGUGGUGGAUCCCUAGGCGUGGAUGAUGUGUUGCGGUCGUCGUCGUGAGGCUGAGUGCGAGAUCCAGUGCCAUUUGAUCGGUAAACCUAGUCGGUGUCUGCGAAGGCGUGUGUGUGUGUGUGUGGUGGAGUGUUGGCCUCGAUGUGCGACUUCAAGAGAGUGGUUUUCUGCUUAUUGUUUAUCGAAACGCUUUGGCGGAAAGGCCACGGGUCUGCCAGGUGUCUGCAACACCCCGUGUUGGGUUUGGUUGUCCUGAUGACGAUCGUGCAGAGGCGGGCGUUGAGGCGGAGCGGGCCCAAAAGGAGUGUGAGAUGGGUAGGCUGUCGAGAGGAGGGGAGAGGGCUACAAAAUCAAACUAUCAUGUACGAGGACGUCCGCAGUCGACGAACAGCAGUUUCGGGUGGCUGGGUCGAAACGCUUCUUUGUUUUUUGGGGAGUCACACAUGUAUUCUCCCCGUUUGGUGUGAGAGAGCUGGGGAAAAAGCGAGAACGAUAGAGGGGGAGGGGAGGGGGGCGAGAGGACCGAGAUACAUCUCUCGCUUGUAAAUAUAUCAUGCCUGCUUUGGAACAAGCGUGUUUUCGUCCCGUGCGGGCAGGGUUUGUAUGGGGAUCAACCCCCCAACCGGGAAUUUGGUGGAGGAACAACACAAUUGCUAUGCAAGGCUGUGGGGAGUUCUCUGCGCCGCGAGGACGUUUUCCGCCUCCGUUGUUCGCUAUCUUGGCCGUUGGUUAGCGGCCGUCGGUGAUGAAUGUGUGAAGGCACCUGGCGUUUUCCCCUUAUGGUCGUGUGAAGAACCGGGGGGAGAUACACUGCCUGCUGGUGUCAUUUUGUGUGCAUGUUGCAUGGCAAGGUGGGGGUGUUGAAAUAGUGGAGAGAGCUGUAGUUGUAGCGCCCAAUGCACAGCCACAUAAUGUUCCACAUCAUGGGUUUUUUGUCCGCGCGCAUCUGAAGGCUUGCAUCUCACC